Oppia nitens is the source of this 709-nucleotide messenger RNA. Its product is annotated as ras-related and estrogen-regulated growth inhibitor-like. NCBI's taxonomy places the organism in Eukaryota, Metazoa, Arthropoda, Arachnida, Sarcoptiformes, Oppiidae. Gene Ontology annotation, molecular function: GTP binding; GTPase activity. The coding region runs from base 23 to 709 and encodes 228 amino acids. The record is from RefSeq and is a predicted model, not a curated record. The transcript has 5 exons.
GAGAUUUAGAUUUCAGAGGAAAAUGAGCCCUAAUUUUGAGGCUAAAAGGAUUAGAUUUGAUUUGGAAAGUGAGCAUCAAUUAUGUCCGUACAGUAAUUUUGUCACACAUACCUGUCCUAUAGCAAUUACUGUGCGAUUCUUAACAAAAAGAUAUAUCAGUGAAUACAGCUCUAGUAGAGAUUUUUUAUACACACAUUCCGUUAAAUUUGAUGAUAUAAUGACAGAAAUGGAAAUUUUAGAUACUUCUGGUUGUAAGAACGCUCAGUGUCUGUACGAUCACAUCAGUUGGGGAAAUGCUUUCGCGAUUGUCUACUCCAUCUGCGACAAGAAGAGCUUCAUUCAGGCCCGACAUCUACUCGAAACCAUAUCUGUGCUCAAAGGGCCGGGAAUGUACCCAAUCCUGCUUUUGGGUAAUAAAACAGAUUUAGCCGAACAUUCACGACAGGUUGAGGUAACCGAAGGGCAAGAGAUGUGUGUCCAAUACCAGUGCCAGUUCUUUGAGGUGUCGGCCGCCGAUAGUUGUAUUGGUGUGAGUCUCGCAUUUCAAAGUCUCAUCAAACAAGUCUAUCCAUUGCUGGCAAUUAGAAAUAUGCCGGCAAACAGGCGUAAGUCCAGCGCCGGUAUUGCGGUAUCCAAAAUGAUUGGUAUGGUUUUUGGCAAAAAUGGCAAAAACAGUCGAAACGGCAAAAAGAAAUCACUUUCCAUAUAA